AUGGAGAAAGAAGGCGAGGAUGAAGAGGUGUUCGAAAUUGAUGACUUUACUGUAAUUACGGAGCUUGAGCGUUUUGGAGUAUCUAUCGAAGCAUUGGUUCAGGAAUGGGGUCUUAUUGGUGCAAGGCCUCGAAAGAAGUACCCCAAAGGAGCGCUGAGGACUUGCUCAUGGUUGUCAAAAUCUUCAGUUGUCAAUUUUGGUGAAUCAAACAAAUUGAAAGUUGCUUACUACUAUCCAGAUUUGCCCAACGAAACCGCUGAGGAGCUUCCUUCUGGUGAAAAUGAUGCACACAUCGCAUCAUUCGGCUUUGAUAUGUCUAAUAUGGAGACCGAUUUUGUGCAUAACAGCAACAUAACCACUAUGUAUGGCGUGUCUGAGUACAUCCUUGUCUCACCAGAUGAUCAAGUGGAUGAUGCUAUUAUGACAGAGGACCAGAAAAACCUUGUUAUCAGCGCAUUUCGAGUCGCUCAGCACAGUGGAUCUCAUCUUCGGCGGGCGCAGCUACGGCAUCAUCACCUGAGCGGCCUGCUGGAGUUGUUCAAGGAGCAUGUUAAAUGUCCCAUUUCGCUGCUGGAUGCAAAUGAUAUUCGUGUAUCUGUGCAGUUCGAUUAUAACGUGAAG
Molecule: messenger RNA, 621 nt
Organism: Strongylus vulgaris
Lineage: Eukaryota; Metazoa; Nematoda; Chromadorea; Rhabditida; Strongylidae
Source: the annotation of a GenBank genome assembly